This is a messenger RNA of Stegastes partitus (bicolor damselfish), 6100 nucleotides long. RefSeq names its product pleckstrin homology domain containing, family G (with RhoGef domain) member 5b (gene plekhg5b). Gene Ontology annotation, biological process: endothelial cell migration; Rho protein signal transduction. The transcript is spliced from 22 exons. Bases 590 to 4093 code for a protein of 1167 amino acids. Gene Ontology annotation, cellular component: axon; plasma membrane; endocytic vesicle. The record is from RefSeq and is a predicted model, not a curated record. NCBI's taxonomy places the organism in Eukaryota, Metazoa, Chordata, Actinopteri, Pomacentridae. Gene Ontology annotation, molecular function: guanyl-nucleotide exchange factor activity.
UGUGUUUGUUGUGGGGAACCUAAAAAUCUACCGGAUCGACAGGAAGCAGAAGGCUCAGAGACACGGAUUAGACUCUGUUUUGUUGAAAGAAGCGCGAUCAGUUUCAGCAUCACUUAAGAAUUGGCCAUUAAAACCUGGAUGGCAGUCGUAAAACUUGCCCCAGUUGCAGAAUCAAUACCGCUGUCCCCCGGCGAUCUAAUGGAUUGUACUUGAGGGAACUUUGUUUGCUCACUUGGACUGGCGAUGAAAUAGGAUCAGACUUUGACAGAAGGUUCAAAGCAAGUUUUAGCAAGCACAAGCUGGAUGAGGUAAUGGUGCAGGUGGAGAUUUUGAAUGAACAUAUUGGCAGUUGGCAGAGUUUGAAGCAGAUCUGGCUGGCAAGUUUUAUCUUUAAAGAUGGCUGAUGAGAACAGUGUGUUAAAUGUCUGCACAAGUUCAGAUUGUUAUUUUUUGGGGGGUCGGGGGCUGGUGAGACCAACUGGUUCCACCAUUAACACUGUGGAAUGACUUCGGUCUUCGGAUGAUGUUUUUUUUUAACAGUUAAGUUACAUUCAUUACAAGAAAGCCGCGGCUGGUUGAAGAAGUGACAAUGUUUCUGUACUGGAAGAAGCGUGGUGCCUAUGAAGUGGAGGCUUUGCCAUCGUCUCUCACUCAAGUGGGAAUAGAGCGCUACUCAUGGUCGUCAUCCCUGGACGUCAUCCAUGACCUAUGUGAUGACAAGCCCGUCCAGGAGGAGGACGGGGUGGUAUGCCAGCACCCCGAGUGUACUGAACGCCGCCGGGCCUCAAAGGUUUGCCACCACCCAGACUGCCAGGACCUGAACAGCAAAAGCCCCCUUCACCUGUGUGAGUCAUGUGACUCACGCUGCCAUUCGGAGAACACAGACAACAUGCACUUUGAUCGGCACCCCCGAUUCGACUUACAACCUCAAGCCUCCAUCCUGGCUCGGAACGUGUCCACGCGCUCCUGUCCCCCACGCACCAGCCCCCCCUCCGACCUGGAGGAAGAGGACGAGGGGAGCAAUGACCGCGGGGAGCGUAAAACGGUGGCGAUAAAGUUGGCGAAAAAGAAGCCACGGAGACGACACACUGAUGACCCCAGUAAGGAGUGCUUCAGCCUGAAGUUUGACCUCAAUGUGGACAUAAACACAGAAAUUGUACCUGCUAUGAAAAAGAAAACGCUGAGAGAGGUUCUAGGUCCAGUUUUCGAGAGGAACGGCAUUGAAUUGUCCCGGGUGGACUUAUUCCUGGAUCAGUCCAAUACGCCGCUGUCCCUCAACUUCGAGGCCUACCGUUUUGGAGGACACUACCUCAAAGUAAAAGCACGACCAGGUGAUGAGCUGAAGGUAGAGCAAGGUGUGAAGGACCUGCGGUCGCUCAGCCUGCCCAACAUGAAGCCCUCAGGAGGUCAGAGCCCCUACAUCCUCACCCCGGGCAACGACAAAGUAGAGCAUGGAUCUCUGGGACGCCGCGAAAGCAUAGAUCUGUUGGGUCAGGCGCGUCGGAGGAAGAACAUGACGGAAUUCCUGGGGGAGACGAAUAUUCCAACCCCGGACGCUCUGGGGCAAAUCGGUGGCUCUCUGCCCAGCGUCGGUGCUGGACCUGACAGCUGGAAGAACCGAGCUGCCAGUCGCUUCAGUGGAUUCUUCAGCUCCAGCGCCGGAGCGGGACCCUUCGUCAAGGAGGUGGAUCGUCUGGAGCAGCUUCAGAGCAAACUCCACUCGUACACGCUGUUCGGGCUGCCCAAGGUACCGCGGCAGCUCUCCUUCCACCAGGACUCCUGGGAGGAGGAGGAGGAGGCGACCAACCUGGCCCUGGAGGACAGCUGGCAGAUGCUACUGGACAAUUCAGGCCAGACGCUGACAAAGCGGCAGUUCCACCAGCAGGAGGCAAUCUGGGAGCUGCUGCACACCGAGGCUACCUACAUCAAGAAACUCCGAGUCAUCACUGAUUUGUUCCUGUGUGGGCUGCUGAACCUGCAGGAGAGUGGUCUGCUGAUGGAGGUCGAGCCCGCCAAGCUGUUCAGUAACAUUCAGGAGAUCGUCCUCCUCCACACCUCCCUAUGGAACCAGGUCAUGCUGCCAGCCCUGGAUAAGGCCAGGCAGGCUCGGGCUCUGCUCGACCCCACUGACCUUCACCUCGGCUUCACAACGUUUGGCUCCAGGUUCCAGCCCUACAUCCGUUACUGCAUGGAGGAGGAGGGCUGUAUGGAGUACAUGCGCACGCUUCUCAGGGACAACGAGCUCUUUAGGACCUACGUCACGUGGGGAGAGACCCAUAAACAGUGUAACCGUCUGAAGCUGGCCGACAUGGUGGCAAAACCUCACCAGCGACUGACCAAAUAUCCCCUCCUACUGAAGAGUAUUCUCAAGAGGACAGACGAGCCGUCAGCCCGUGACGCCGUCAGCAGCAUGGUGGUGACAGUAGAGGACUUCAUCAACAGCGUGGACUCUCAGAUGCGACAGCGGCAGGAACAGCAGAAGUUGGCAACCAUCUCUGCCCGUAUAGACUCGUACGAGGCUGUAGAAGGCAGCAGCGAAGAAGUGGAGAAGAUCCUUAAGGAGUACAACCGUUUCGACCUUAUGGCUCCAAUGAGAGGGGUAUCACCGGAGGAGACUCGACAGCUACAUCUAGAGGGAGCGCUGAGGAUGAAAGAGGGCAAAGAUAGCAGGAUGGAGGUCUACUGUUUCCUGUUCACUGACCUGCUGCUAAUUACCAAGCCAGUAAAAAGAGUGGAGAAAGUGAAAAUUAUCCGCCAACCCCUCCUCAUUCACAAUGUUGUCUGUAAAGAGCUCAAAGACCCCGGCUCAUUCAUCCUCAUCUACCUCAAUGAGUUCAAGAGUGCAGUGGCAGCCUACACUUUCCAAGCCAACAGCGCCACCCAGGGGCGGAGCUGGAUAGAUGCUGUCUGCAACGUCCAGAACCAGCUGCAGAGGCUUCGUACUGAGGAGAUCCUCCGGCAGCAGAACAGUCUGAAGAGAUGUACGGAGGGUAAUGAAGAGGAGGAGGAAGACGAAAGCAGCAAUUCCACGACAAGUUCGCCAUGCCUGCGGCACAAGGAUCAGCUGAACUCAAGUCAAUCAGAUGGUUCCACUGAGACCCUGUCAGUGAUGGACGUUGAUGAGCCCGGCGAACAUCAAGAGUCUCCUGCCUCCAAUGUGAUCCUUGAGGAAUCCACUAAUAAAGACUCAGACUCUAAUGUGGGUCCCUUUUCUGAAAGGCCUGAGGUCCAGCAGAACACGAGCCCCCACAUAAUCCACUCCAGUAUUUAUUCUGAGCACAAUCAGGAGGCGGGGCCUGACGGUGAGGAGCUGGACCCCCAGUGUCGCUCCCUCUCCAUGGACAGCGCCUACGGUACCCUGUCACCUGAAUCCCUCCUGAGAGAACUGCAGCCGCAGCCUGGCCAAAGUGAAGGAGAGGAGACAGAGGAGGAAGAGGGAGACAGGGAGGGUCAGGGUGAGGCAGAAAUAAAGGAGGAGGACGAGGAGGAGGAGGAAGAAGAAGAGGAGGAUGCCUCUCUGGGUUCCCAGCUGUCAGUAGUCCAGUCCUCCUGUAAACCUCGGCGGCGGCCUCACGUUCAGUCGCGCCUCCACUGCCUCCAGAGGUUGUCCUCUCUAAAGUUGUCCCGCUCUGAGGACAAUCUCCUGCAGCGAUUCCACGGUAAAACUCCCAUCUCCCACACACACUCGCUAAGCUCUGAGGCUCAGGACCAAUCACAGUGUGUGGACACGUUGCUGGCACACAGUAGGAGCCUGUCAGAGCUGGGACAAAAGGUCAGGGAGGUGAUUUCCAGUGAACUCAACCAAUCUGACGACUGCUUGAGCAUGACCUUGCCCUCUGACAAACUCAGUGUCGCCCCUGCUGGACCAUGUGAGGGUAAUGAGUCCCCAAACAACAGCUCAGAUGGGGAAACAGCUCCAUCUGCCAGCCUAGAUAAGAAAUGCAAGUCAAGGGCAACAAGUGAUUCGGAGGAAACGUCACCUGCAAAGAGGAAAUCUCCAGCCCAGCAGCACAAGAAGCUGACACUAGCUCAGCUGUACAGGAUACGCACCACUCUGGUCCUCAACUCCACACUGACGGCAUCGGAGGUGUAACCUCAUCGUCUGUCCAGAGGCAUGCAGACAUUACAAGGAACAACACACUUGUUUUUUUUUUUUGUUUUUUUGUUUUUUAUGAGGAUGGACUGAAUUAUUUGAGACAUGAAUGCACUCUCUCUCUUACUGCUCUCUCCCUUCCUGUUGGUUUUUUGGACAGUGACUGUACNUUUUUUUUUUUUUUUUUUUACAUUUUGACAAUAACAAUCCCUUUUUGUGUUUUCUUUUUUUGCUGUUGCAUUGGUUUCCGAAUUUCUCAAAACGGAAGGGAGAGGCAGAGAGACACUAACUGCUUGCACUUUGCAACAGAAGUAGCAUUUUGGGGGCUGGGACCUUAAGGUGGACUUGGGGAGUGUUAACGGGAUGGACCUCCUGCCCCUGCAGAGAGAGCAGACAUCCGGGCAGAGGCCUCCAGACCUCGACCCUGCACUCUAGAGGAGGUGCAGCUGAAUCCUGCACCUCCUUUCUCUCCUGACUUGAAGAGAGGGACACCAAAUCUUGAAAAUGCUCUCUACACAUGGCUAAAAACAUAAGAUAAAGACAGAACAGCACCUGGGACGACCUCCUGAUACUUGUACUACUCCUGGUUUGCUUCAACAAAAGAAAAAAAAUGAAAAUUGCACAGUUAUCGUUGUUAAGUAGAAGAAUCACUAAAAGGGUGAACUUUACAUUUACAGUCACACAAUGAAUUUGUUGUUUGUGUUUGCUUGUGUACAGAUGUAUGAAUGUGUGUUUGAAUGAUAUGUGCUCUUUGAUUCCUGACUGAACCAAAAAACCAAUCCCCAUCUCCCAUGAACGUGCUAAUGCACCCAAAGACGGAAGACCUGUGUAGCCCAAAGACAAAACAGCUGCGUCACCACAGAGAUGGACUUCUGCUGCCUUCAAAUGGAACUUGCAAGCUUUUGAUUACUAUUUGGGAAAGUUGUGCACAUGAAACACUUGGUGCUCAAAUGGUGGCAGAAGUUGUGAUAACACCGCUGCUAAGAAACAGCAGUAUGGGUGUUACUGUCGGCUUCUAGAAGCCACUGUGAAUACAAAUUUAAUGAGCUAAUUAGUGGGAAAUGCAAACGCACAAUGAAACGAGGAGGCUGCUGGAUAUACGAACAUUCUCCUGAGACAGUAUAAUAGAUUGAAUUACAAUAUAUUACCUGACAAUCCACUGAAAUAUGAACUUCUGUGCCAUUUCUAAAAAAAAAUGCCAGCAUACAUGACUCCAUUUGAAGGUAGCAUUCCUUCUGUAAGUUUUUGAUUGGUAUGUCGAACUAGUGACAUGUUUCAGAUAAAAGAAUAAAAAAAGACUGAAUAUGGAUGACUAAAGCUGUUUUGUGGAAUUUCCUGCACUAUAUAUAUUUUGGCGUGAAGCAUAAAUGUAUUAAUACUAUAUGUGCAAGUGCACAAAGCAGAACUGGGUCACAGGAAUGAAAAAAAAAAGUCUACACUUGUCUGCGUUUCUCUGCCAUUAACAGGUUGAAGAAAAAGGUUUGGGGUGAAUAUUUUGUCAUGAGUGAAUCUGCAGAGCUUUGGCUGAACAGCUUUCACCAGGAGAUUUAAAACAAACAAAAAACUUAACAUUCAUACACUGACGUUUGGCUUUUCACAUCAGUGAUUAUUAACCUUACUCCAAACAUUGCCCAAACCAAAUAGGUUAACUUUGUUUACUUUUAGUUUUUUUUUUGUUUAUGUGUAAUAUUUAUUAUGCCUGCUAUGUUUUAUAUAUAAGAUAUUGUUUAUAUUGUUCGCUUCCAUGAUUUGUAAAUUUUUUUUUUCUUUCUUUGUCGAUGUAGUCUUAAUAUUUUUUUUUCUUGCCAGGCAUUAAUGUGCUAUGAACCAAAAUCAUGUGUUUCCUCUUUCAGGAAUGACUAAAGUGUCUUACGAAAUAAAAUAAUCAAAAAAAAAAAGCUAAAACACUUUACAAUCCCUCUUUUAGUGGUUUAAUCCAAUGUAAUGGAGUGAUUUGAGGUGAGAUGCUGAAGCUAAAUGGCAUCGCAUUAAACAACAUGAACCGGU